AUGCAAACAGAAAAUAAUCUUGAAUAUGAAACAAUACAACUUUAUUUAAAUGAAGGUUUUCAAGGUGGAGAAACAACUUUUGUUCAUUUUUGGGAUUCAACUAAAAAUGUUUCAUCUAUACCACGUACAGGAAUGGUACUUGUAUUUCAACAUGAUUUACUUCAUGAAGGCGCACCAUUGAGAAAAGGUCGAAAAUAUACAGUUCGUACUGAUGUUAUGUAUAAACCUCUUAUGUCGAAAACAUUGUCUAAUUAUGAUUCAUGA
Molecule: messenger RNA, 264 nt
Organism: Rotaria sordida
Lineage: Eukaryota; Metazoa; Rotifera; Eurotatoria; Philodinida; Philodinidae
Source: the annotation of a GenBank genome assembly